Messenger RNA from Hirsutella rhossiliensis, 1074 nucleotides. RefSeq names its product cysteine-rich secretory protein family domain-containing protein. The record is from RefSeq and is a predicted model, not a curated record. NCBI's taxonomy places the organism in Eukaryota, Fungi, Ascomycota, Sordariomycetes, Hypocreales, Ophiocordycipitaceae. The transcript has 3 exons. The coding region runs from base 1 to 1074 and encodes 357 amino acids. Gene Ontology annotation, cellular component: extracellular region.
AUGCAUUUCACCACUCUCCUUAGCUUGGCUCUACCAAUCAUUGCGGCCUUCCCGCUGGACGAGGCAGCCUCUAGUCACAUAGACAAGAGGCAGGAGAAGCCCACCAAGGACAAAAGCGCCUGGACGCAGUGGGACGAGGAUGCUGCCGCCAUGAGCGGUGAUAAAUGGGCCUCUCCGAAAGGCCACAAGGAUGGAUCCGCGUGGGCCAAGGAAGGGUGGCCAGAGUCCGCCAAGAGCAACAGAGAUUGGACCCUCUGGGACGAGGAUGAAGACGCCAGGACCGGCCGCAAAUGGAACAAGGGGGCCAACAAGGGGGCCAACAAGGGUGGCCCCAAGACCCCUCCGCCACAGAGCUCUCCGCCUCAAGUGCCCCCGCCCCAGAGCGUCGAGAUUGGGAACCGGUUCCUCGGAGACGAUGGGAAUGAUCAUGAUGGUCAAAACGUGGACGAUGCCGCUUCCCCCCCGCCUGAUAAUACCGUCGACGGGCCGUUUGACGAGUCGGUUGAACCUCCCAGAAGUUUCAACGACGACUUGAUCCCCCAAGCCUCCGAGACCCCUCUGGCCCCGAAGUCGCCCCAGUCGUCGGGAACCCCUGGGGAGACCGGAUCUUCAGGCCCCGGACCCCCAGCGGAAGUCAAAGCCGCCCUGGCCAAGACCAACGAGCUGCGAGCCAAGCACGGCUCUGCUGAGAUAUAUUGGGAUGAGAAACUGGCGAGUAACGCUUUGCGCUGGGCCCAAGAAUGCGCGUCGGGAGAACAGAUGAAACACAGUCUCCUUCCGAAUGAAACCGAGAACCUCUGGUCCGGCUCCGGCAUUGAGGGUGAUCUCUUCCUUGAUGCUAUAGAAUCCUGGUACUCAGAAGAGCCAAUCUAUAACACACUGAAGCAGGUUAUAUGGGGACACUUUACGCAGCUGGUCUGGAACGGAAGCACUCAGAUGGGCUGCGCCAGCGCCGAUGGCACCAGGAUCAACCCAAAGACCCAAAAAAUCACAACUUUCAUUGUGUGCAGGUUCAGUCCUCCCGGCAACGAGAAGAAAAGUUACGCGGAAAACGUCAAGGCCCCCGCCUCCUAG